Messenger RNA from Botrytis porri, 540 nucleotides. RefSeq lists its product as uncharacterized. Bases 1 to 540 code for a protein of 179 amino acids. The record is from RefSeq and is a predicted model, not a curated record. Lineage: Eukaryota; Fungi; Ascomycota; Leotiomycetes; Helotiales; Sclerotiniaceae. The transcript is spliced from 2 exons.
AUGCCUGCAACCACCAGAUCUAUCUCUAGAAGACUUCCCUCAUCUAUUUCAAAAGAUGUGGAGUUGCAUCUUCCCAAAGAUUCCUCCUCAAAUGCUACUUUACAAAACGUUAAUGAAAAGCACGGAAAAGGUCCCCACCAAAAUCAAGGUUCUAAACAACAGAAGCCUGCCAGAGGAAACACAAAAAUCGAUUUGUCAGAUCUCCCUUCUACCACUAUCACUCACUGGCCUUGUCAUAAUUGUGAUUGCCCUCAAGGAGUCUUCGAAUUGUUAGUUCCUAUUUGUGUCAACUGUAGACACGAGAUGAAUGACCAUGCACUUCAUGAUUUCAGUGCAUGGAAUACCCACUGCCCUUAUAUUUGCGAAAGAUCAGAUCUAGUUUCUUCAGUUCUGCAACUUGCAUCAAAGACGGGAAUCGUGGUUAUUCGUGCUACACCUCUAGUGGGAAAGACAACGCUUCUUCAGUUACUUGGAUAUCAUAUUCUCCUUCAUAACCCAGAGCUUGAGCCUGUAUUCGUUCUUUGGCAGCCUAAAAUAUGA